AUGGCGAACUCUGUGUCCGCAGGGGGGAAUUCCCCCAAACAGCACGUUCACAAUCUCGAGGAGCGGAUUAAGAUUGAGCAACUCACAGAAGCCCUAGAGGAAAUCUUCGCUGAAUACGGCACCAUCCUAGAGAUCGUCGCAAAGAAGAACCUUCGCGCCAAGGGCCAGGCUUUCAUUGUCUACGACAGUGUUGAGUCUGCCACCCGUGCCAUCGAAGAAGUCAAUGGGUUCGAGCUUUUCGAUAAGCCUAUGGUCUUGGAUUACGCGAAGACACGGAGCGAUGCGACUGUCUUGCGCGAGGACGGUAAUGAGGGGCUCGAAAACCACAAGAAGAAUCGCCUAGCCGAGAAAGAGCGCCGACAAGCCCAAGAAGCCCUCGAAGCUCAGAAGAAGCUCAAGCGCCCCGCUUCAACGGCCGAACCCGCCCGUCCAGCAAAGACCACCAAGGGCGCUGGCCUCAAGUCUACCUCGAGUACCACCACUGCUGUUGUUCCCGACGAGUUCCUGCCACCAAACAAUACUCUUUUCCUUCGAGAUCUACCCGACGACGCGAGCGAGGCGAGCCUGGAGGCAGUGUUUGGCCGGUUCGAGGGAUACAAGGAAGUCCGGCUGGUCCCUGGCCGAAAGGGCAUUGGUUUCGUGGAGUACGUCGACGAGGUCAGUGCCACCGUGGCCAAGGAGGCUACCUCCGGAAUACCCAUGGGCGAACACGGCCAGCCUAUUCGGGUCACUUUCCAGCGGAAGUAG
Molecule: messenger RNA, 747 nt
Organism: Penicillium chermesinum
Lineage: Eukaryota; Fungi; Ascomycota; Eurotiomycetes; Eurotiales; Aspergillaceae
Product: U1A/U2B'/SNF family RNA-binding protein
Exons: 3
Coding region: 1-747 (248 amino acids)
Biological process (GO): mRNA splicing, via spliceosome
Cellular component (GO): U1 snRNP
Molecular function (GO): U1 snRNA binding
Source: RefSeq, a predicted model, not a curated record